Messenger RNA from Lentinula edodes (shiitake mushroom), 2082 nucleotides. RefSeq lists its product as uncharacterized. The record is from RefSeq and is a predicted model, not a curated record. NCBI's taxonomy places the organism in Eukaryota, Fungi, Basidiomycota, Agaricomycetes, Agaricales, Omphalotaceae. The transcript is spliced from 3 exons. The coding region runs from base 1 to 2082 and encodes 693 amino acids.
AUGUCGAAUAACUCUUACACUUGUUCUGGCUGUGGACAAAAUUAUAACCGCUCAUCUGAUCUCAUUCAACAUUUGGAGAAAACCCAUCAACCUGCAUGUCAAGAAGCAUAUGAAGCUUCUAAACAAGCUAUCCAUCAUAGUCGCUUUAUGUCUCCCGUAGACCCUCUAAUUUAUCACCACUCCCAAUUUUCCAGCUCUUCUAUUCAGGCACAUUUGGCUUCUCAAGAUGAGGAAGAUGAUCCAAUUCACCCAUUUCAGGGUGAUUUUUUUGGUAAUGACUACUCCAAUGAGGACUUUCCAGGGUUUGAUGAUGAUGAUGAUUGUGAAGAUGAUGAAAAUGGGAAUGAGGAAACUGAGGCUGAUCUUGACCCCGAGCUUGAGCCCACCUGGGAACCUGCGCGGGAGCCUGCAUCUGUUCUGCAGGAAUAUGAUGAACAAAACACAAGUAUAGAGACUGGAGUAGAUGAUGAAGAUGAAGAUGUUUCUAUGCAGGAUGGAAAAUCCCUUCUCCGUCACCUGCCUGCCCAUCGAGAAGAAAUUCAUAUUGAGCAAUUUGGGGGUCAGGCUGGGGCAAUAGUAGUUGAACAUGACCAAGAACAUUCCUUGCCUAUCUUUCAUGACUCCAAAGAUAGGUUUCUUCAUUAUGAGGCUCAUAUACCUGGCAUCAAAGAGAAUAAGUGGGCACCAUUUGCCUCACGUAUGGACUGGGAGAUUGCACGUUGUGCCAAACUCCGUGGUACUGGAUCUACUGCAUUCUCGGAAUUGCUCGCUAUUGAUGGUGUAUCUGAGGCUCUACAACUCUCAUACAAGAAUAGUGAUGAAUUAAACUCAAUUAUCGACACUAAACUUCCAGCCCAAAGGCCUGCUUUUGUUCGCCAGGAGGUCGUGAUUGCUGGAGAGGCAUUGGAUCUGUAUAAACGACCAGUGAUGGAAUGUAUUCAAGCUUUGUAUGGCUCACCUGAGCAUGCACACUAUUUAUGUUUGACACCUGAACGACACUAUUCUGAUGCCAAUAAAACAAAUAGGCUAUAUCAUGAUAUGCACACUGGAAAAUGGUGGUGGAGUACACAGAAACAGCUUGAAAAGGAUAAGCCUGGUGCUACUAUUGUUCCUAUUAUCCUGUCAAGUGAUAAAACUCAGAUUACAUUAUUCCGGAACAAAUCAGCAUAUCCAGUGUACUUGACUAUUGGAAAUCUUCCAAAAGAGAUCUGCCGAAAGCCUUCACAGCAGGGUCAAAUACUUCUUGCUUAUCUCCCAACAUCACGUUUACAGCACAUUACUGUUAAAGCAGCACGAAAACAGUCAAUUGCAAACUUAUUUCAUGCUUGUAUGGGUGAUUUGCUUGCCCCACUGAAAGAGGCUGGUGUAAAUGGUGUUGUGUUAUCAAGUGGAGAUGGCAUUAGACGGCGUUGCCAUCCAAUCCUUGCUGUUUAUAUUGGUGACUAUCCAGAGCAGAUGCUUGUGACAUGUAGUUAUUAUGGUACCAGUCCUGUGUGCACAGUCUCAAAAAAUCAGCUUGGUGAUUAUCCCUGCUCUGCAGAGCUUCGUGAUCCUGUUAAAGCUGUUCAAGCUGCUAAGUUAAUCAACACUGCUGAAUGGACAAAGCAUUGUAGUGAUGCUGAUAUGAAGCCCAUUCAACAUCCUUUCUGGGAGGACCUUCCUUAUACAGACAUUUUCCGCUCAAUAACACCAGAUAUUCUCCACCAGAUGUAUCAAGGGGUGAUGAAACAUCUCAUUGUAUGGAUCACAACCAUUGUUGGGGCUGAUGAAGUUGAUGCACGUGUUCGACGACUCCCAGCAAGACAUGGAAUCCGUCAUUUUCACAAAGGCAUUACCACACUUUCAUGGGUCAGUGGUACUGAGCAUAAGCAGAUGUGCACCUUCCUUCUUGCUUUGGUCACUGAUAUACCCAGAAAGACCACAUCACAAUCAAAUCGCCUUUUGAUUGCAACCCGUGCAUUACUUGACUUUCUGUAUUUGUCAUGUUAUCCUAUUCACAGUGAUGAAUCUUUGACCAUGGUUGAAACUUCUCUUUCCACUUUCCAUGCCAACAAAGAUAUUUUCAUUGAGCUUGGGGCUUGA